UCGAUUCCCUCGGUGGCAUUAGCAGCAGGCGGUACAGGCAGCAAUUAGGAUUGAAAAUGAAAUUUCUGAUCUUACUACUACCACUCACGAUUGCAUCAACGAUGGCCAUAACCACAUCCCCGAUACGGACACCUAACAGCAGCAGCAGUAGCCAAAGUGACACCAGUAGCUCGAUUGCUAGUCGAAAGGAAAAACGUGGCAUUUUCGGUAUCGGUGGUUACGCACCGGCAGCUCCAAUUUACGGACAUGCCUUCGGACACGGACACGCGCAUGCACAUGUACAUGCCGCUCCACCCCUUCCACCGUUUCCGGAUUACGGUGGUCUGGCACUACCUCCGGCUGGUGUUCCCGGUCCGUUCUUGGGUGCUCACGCCCACACUCACACGGUUGUUACGAAGAAAUUUGGAAUUCCUAUCCCGCAGCCGUACGCUGUUCCGGUUGAUCGACCGUUCCCGGUUCCAGUUAAGGUUCACGUUCCCGUCCCGGUGGAUCGACCAUACCCGGUGGCCGUACCGAAGCCAUUUGCCGUACCUGUCGACAGACCGUACCCGGUUCCGGUAGACAGACCGUAUCCCGUGCCAGUGGCUCAUCCGGUACCAGUUCCAGUUGUCAAACACGUAGGAGUUCCCAUCCCAGCGCCUGUUCCGGUCGCCAUUCCCAAACCCUUCCCGGUUCCGGUGCACCCUCCAGUGAUAGCGCACGUUGGUCACGAUCCGUGGGCAGCAGCCAAACUUUGGUAGAAAUGAAGUAACUUACCUGUGAAGUAAGCAUUCAAAUGAUCUACGGAUUCAAUACGUAAAGUUUAUCAACAGUACAAGUGGGAUCGAAAAUGGCCAAAUUUUAUCAAAAUAAUACAAAGGCUUAUAGAACAAAAUAAGUAGAAUUAUUUAUUGUUAAAUUAGUCAAUUGUAAAAUGGAUUAAAUCA
Messenger RNA from Topomyia yanbarensis, 926 nucleotides. Its product is annotated as tetra-peptide repeat homeobox protein 1-like. The record is from RefSeq and is a predicted model, not a curated record. The transcript has 3 exons. The coding region runs from base 57 to 740 and encodes 227 amino acids. Lineage: Eukaryota; Metazoa; Arthropoda; Insecta; Diptera; Culicidae.